AUGAACUCAGACUUGAGUCACUUGAGCUCAGUCCUUCCAUUACUUUUGGAAUCAGUUUUUGUGCCUUUUUCCCUGGUUGUGGUUGUGAUUGACCAGAAUCAUAGCUUUAUAGAGAACUCUCUGCUCAGGAGUUAUCUCCCUCGAUGGAGGAAUAGGAAGAUUAGGCAAUAUGUCUACGUGUGUUUGUUUGUAAUGGCAUUGAGUAUAAUGUACAUGAAGCACCUCUCUGUAAACUUGGAACUUUGUAUAUUGACAUUCAUUACAAUGAUAAUACCCCUGUCAUUCUGGUUUCCAAGCAAGUCAAAGACUGACAUUGUGUCUGACAAAUGUGUUGGGACCCCAAAAGUACCAGUCUCUAACAAGUCAGUGGGUGGGUCCCCAGUAACACACAUGGAUCAGACAACCAGUGCCUCCACCUGCUGUAGGGCUGGGAUAACUAAGUACCUGUUUCCCCUGUCUUCCUCCUCACCAGAGCCUCAAUCUGAGGUGAAUAUUGAGGAGGAGCUGAGGAGGUCCUAUGUGGAGGCCUUUAGGGAACUGUUUGAUGAGGGGGAGGUAACUCAAGAGGAGCUUGUCACUGCCUUACAGUAUCUCAACACACUCAAGGGAGGGAUAACCGCCCACAGAAGUGCUGAAAAGUUGACAGAUGCAGUAGACCAUAUCAAGAGUAUGGGAGGACAGAGGUCACGGCUGGAUGACUCUGGGCUUCCACAAGAUUAUACAUACGAGGAACUCCGACACAUUGUGGUAGAUGGUAAUGGAUAUUCCCUGGAAGACUUUGAGAGAGUGUUGGAGAAGUGGUUAGAGAACAACCGUUUUCUCCCUUCUCCUGAGGAGUUUGUUGAUAUCCACCAUGACAUGAAAGGUAUAGUGCAACUGGAGAGAGAGGUGGCAGAGACAAAGAGGGAGGUGGAGGAGACUCGUCACGAGAUGGAGGAGACUCGUCAUGAGAUGGAGGAGACUCUGAGGGUGGUGGAGGAAACCACACAGGAAGUGAUGGAAUCCCAACAGAAGGUCUCGUCACUCAGAGAGAGGCUGCAGCAGAAGGAGAGGAUCAUCCUACAGAAGGAUCAAGUCUUACAACAGAAGGAUCAAGUCUUACAACAGAAAGACAGACUCCUUGAUCAGGAGAGACAGAGGAACAGAAUCCUGGAGGAGAGAAGUCAUCAGCUCUCUGAGGGGAAGUGGCAGAGGAGGGUGUGUGAGUUGGAGGAGGAAAUCUGUCGACUGUCCGCCCAGUCUGACCGCGCCAAGUGUAAGAUCUGUCAUGUGAAGGAAGUCCAGGUGUUCUUUACUUCCUGUAAUCACCUGGUCUCCUGUCAGGGAUGUGUGGACAGUCUGCCAGAGAAAGUGUGUCCUUUGUGUAGGACACCCAUUAAAGGAACAGUCACAAUGUUCUUUGCAUAGAAACUAUGCAACAUGUAGAUCUGUGAUUUUGGCAGCUGUUACCUGUACUGGUAGUCAUGUAUAUAUGUACAUAUAACUAUGUGUAUCAUAUUCAUUGAAUUGGGUUGAAUUCUUGUGACAAACCUUUCCCCAACUAACAUUUUAAUUUACAGUACUUGGAGACUGAUGCAUAUCUUAUCAAAUGAUAUUAGUCCAAUUGUUAGAUGUUAACAUAAUUCUUUUUGACUUAAAGUUUUUGUAACAAUACAAUAUUUUAUGAUUUAGUUAGGAUAUUUUCCUAGUUCAGAUUUUUAUUUUUCUAUGAA
This is a messenger RNA of Saccostrea echinata, 1712 nucleotides long. RefSeq lists its product as uncharacterized. The record is from RefSeq and is a predicted model, not a curated record. The coding region runs from base 1 to 1407 and encodes 468 amino acids. Lineage: Eukaryota; Metazoa; Mollusca; Bivalvia; Ostreida; Ostreidae. The transcript has 4 exons.